UGUGAAACAUUUUUAAAGGAUAGCGAAAAAAAAUGGAUGAACAAGAAGAAGGCAAUGGAAGAGCGUCGAUAGAGGAGGCCAUAGAUGUUUUUCAAGUUAACGUCCAGUUGCCAACAGGUGAAACCUUAACUCUUGAAACAAAAGGCUCGUCAAGUGUGCGUGAUUUGAAAAUUAUAGUGGAAGUGAAUAGCGGAGUUCCGUCUGAUUUGUUUACUCUUGUACACAAACGAGCAGACGAGAAUAACGUUACCAAUCUCAGUGAUGAAACUAAGAUGGCGGACAUCAACACUUUCAUAGAUUUAGAAGCUACCAGCGGAUCCGUGACAUUCGAACUAAGUAUUAUUCCGUGGUGGGAACGAUUCGUACACCGAUGUAUGCAACUUGACAACCGCCAGAUUUUGAAACGGAUCUGUAUCAAGAUGAACCAGAUUUCCAGCGAAGAUAGAGCGUUCGUGGCAGCUUUCAUCGCAGCUCAAAAAGGCGAUGGACAGCUGUUCCAGACCUUGUUAGGUGGAGAUGUGAAGGUUGAUGUUCAACGUACUGUCCAAUGUAGUGGUCGCACUCUUUUGCAUGCAGCAGUAGCAGGUGGGAAUUUCUCGUGCGCAGCGGUUAUUUUCAUGAACGGUGGCUGGCCACUAUUGUCUAAACCUGACCAGCAAGGUGUUACGCCGAUGGACUUCGCUAAGAACACCAAACAGAAAGAUCUGGUGGAGCUGCUAGGCCACUACGUCGAAUUACAGUCUCGGGAAGCUGAGGCAAUUGAGUCGACUGCCGAUGAAACUGCGGAUGUUGACGUUGAUGCUGUCGAGUUACGUGACAAUGAACAAGAUGAAGACAACAUUAGACACGAAAGAGAGAACGAUCUCUCAGAAAGUCCCCCGCAAGAUCUCGUCAUCCAAAACGAGGUGACAGAGAACCUAGGAAAAGGAACUGCUGCCGACACUUUGAACGAAGUUGUAGCCAAACUCGAGAUAGAACGAGUUGAUCAAGAAAGACAACAGGACGAGGAAGUAAGCGAGAGAUCUUCCGUUCACGUACGAACGGGAUCCCAAAGGAGGCUAUUUAGAGAGUCCAAUAUUGAAGGAAAGCUGCAUAAGUCACUGAGAGCAAGCAAAUCAGUUGAUUCCCACGAUGGAUCUUCAGCCGUGAACUGUGUGGUUACUCGAAUAGAUGAAAUACGACCGCUGAGCGGCAAAGCUGUCCCAGGAACCAGACAGCGCGAAGAAAAGCUUCCAAGGGUUAACACACCACCUUCAUCACCCAUGAAUUCUCCUCGCAUGCGUCGCAAAUUAGUACCAUCACUUCUGAACCCAGAAAGACCGGGAAGUCCUGUUCUCUACCCCAGGUCUCCAUCAUCUCCUCGACCCAUGUCGCCUCUGGUAUCUCGUUCAAGGUCCUCAACCCUUCCAGCAAUGAGACCUAAUCUGGCUCCUACUUACAAUUCACCUGAUCUCAGAAGAAAAGCCAUGACUCUCAGUGGAGGCGAAAAUAGACGCGAGAGAAAAAUGAGCAAGGAAAUGCAAGACUUUUUAUUUUCACACUACCACGACCGUGAAAGCAAACCUUGGAACGUAUGGAAGACAGUCAGGAAAAGCCAGUUAGACCAGUUUGACGUGUCCGACGAUGAUUCGUCUUCCGAAGAAGAAAACGAGAAGCUCGCGAAGUUUCUUAAAAACACGAAGUCGGAUCGCCGGAAAACAUUCGAGGUGUGGUUAACCGAUAAAGAAGCACAGCAAAUAAGAAGACAGACAGCAUUGGCCGAAAUGGCAAAACAAGAGACAAUUAGGAAAAGGAAAGAAGCACAGUGGCGACAGGUAACUGGCAAAACACAUCAGGAGUGGCUUGAAGAGCUAAGAAGCGACGACCUGAGAAGCCCAAAACCAACCGAGGGCGAACAAAGCGACGAACGAAAGGCCGAAGCAAUACGGAAAUAUCAGGAAUGGUUACGGGCCAAGGACGAAGAAGCCUUGAAACGCGAGGAUCAAUUAAGGAAAGAGGCAGCUGCCAAGUUUACAGAAUCGCAACAGAAACGAGACGAAAAAUUGCAACGCGCAUGGUUCAAGAAAAAACUGCUUAAUACAUCCUGAACCUCAUACUCUUGUGAGGAUGUAAAGCUGCAGGAGCAGAAAUGACUCCUUUAAGCAAAUUGAGAUCAUUUAGAGAAUGGUCGGGGUAACGAUUUCAAAUUUUACUCUUAGGCAAUCAUUCUAAUCUUCUCGGCUUUGCGAAUCUAGAAUCCUAAAUUCUCAGUUCUUUUGUACCUUCAAAAUUGACACUGCAUCGUUUACUGUAAAAAACGAGGCACUGUUCAAAAGCUUUUUGCAGAAAUUUCACUUACAUAUAAAUAUACAGAGGUAAUUCCAAAGCUUUCCUCGCCCGUUAGUCUUAGAAAAUUAAAGGAAACACGUUCAACACACAUUAGUAUGUACUAAAACAGUGAAUUGGGUCGAAGACGCGCUCUGAUUGGCCACUCAAAUCCCGAAUAUUUUUUACUCUUUACCUCCGCACGACGCGAGAAAACAUUGUAAUCGUUGCAGGAUUAAAUGAGUUAAAAUUACCUUUUAGUGCUAUAUCAUCUCACUGAUUUUGUAUAUCCUUAAAGGACUGUCUUAGUAGAGGUGGCUAGCAUUAGAUGUUUACCUCGUCGCUUGGCAGCUUGGUAAAUAUCCACCACUAGCCACCUCAGCUGAGAUGGAUCGUUGUUAAAUAUCCUUCGCAAGAAAAGAAACGUACGCAAAUGACAAGAAAUAUUUCAUUAAAUGACCUUUAUUACGAACUAAUUACAAAUUUUGUUUAGGCACUUUGCGUGCAAGUGAAAAUCAUCUAUGCCAUUUGGAAUAACUGCUGAUAUUAUUUGAAUAAACAAUUUCACUCAAUUCGUAUUUUUACCCAUCACCUUCCUCUUUCAAAUUAAUUGUACAAAAAAAAUGUUAUUUUUCCUUUCAUGUGGUUCAUAUUUUUUGCUCAUAUCCAGCCAUUUAAUUUUAUUCAUGUGAAUGGUUCAAAAAGUAAAUUAAGCAUGAUUAUCAAUUGAAUAAUUGCUACAACUACUAUUACCUAUCAUGAAAUGAGGACAAUUUGAAAUUCUGUCUAGGAUUACCGUUGAAUUGUACGAUACGAGAUGCAAUUAUUAAUUAUGAAAAAGGAUACGAUUGCUUAAUACAUAUUUCAUCAUACAAAAAUCGUGCUAUUUCUAAAUUACAGUAAUUGAAUAUAAUAAUAAUAAAACUUGAAUUAUUGAA
Pocillopora damicornis (cauliflower coral) is the source of this 3242-nucleotide messenger RNA. RefSeq lists its product as uncharacterized. Gene Ontology annotation, molecular function: protein binding. The record is from RefSeq and is a predicted model, not a curated record. NCBI's taxonomy places the organism in Eukaryota, Metazoa, Cnidaria, Anthozoa, Scleractinia, Pocilloporidae.